Molecule: messenger RNA, 1645 nt
Organism: Diabrotica balteata
Lineage: Eukaryota; Metazoa; Arthropoda; Insecta; Coleoptera; Chrysomelidae
Source: the annotation of a GenBank genome assembly
GUAAAUCUACACUUGUUAUUUUCAUUUUCUUGAGUGAAGAUAAAAGAAUAUGAAGUUUUUAUUGAUAUGGGGCGUAUGGUUGGCGACAGUGACCUCAGACGACUCGAUCAACUCUCAUCGUUUUCCAAAAAACUUUAAAUUUGGCGUGGCCAAUGCUGCUCCUCAAAUCGAAGGUGGUGCUCUCGAAGAUGGUAAAUCCGAAUCCAUAUGGGAUACCUUUACCAGAGUUUACCCAGAGAGAAUGGCUGACAGAUCUUCUCCUGCUGUAGCAUGCGACUCUUAUCAUAAAUAUAAAGAAGAUGUAGCUCUGGUUAAAGCAAUGGGCUUAGAUCACUACCGCUUUUCGAUUGCUUGGUCUAGAAUACUUCCGACUGGGUUAAUUGAUCAAAUUAACGAACCAGGUGUGCAAUAUUACAAGAAUCUUCUAAAUGAAUUAAAAGCCAACAAAAUAGAACCUCUCGUUACGAUCAAUCACUGGGAUUUGCCUCAAGCUUUACAUGAGAGUAUGAACGGUUGGCUCAACGAAACGAUUAUAGAUAUUUUUGGCGACUAUGCUAGGCUUUGCUAUCAGUUGUUUGGUGACUCAGUUAAAUUAUGGACUACUAUUAACGAACCAAAACAAGUGUGUCGUCCAGGGUAUGGCACAGGAGUGUUCCCUCCAAAUGUUAACUCAAACGGCGUGGGUGAAUACAUUUGUGUUAAAAAUAUUCUUCUAGCUCACGCUAGAGCUUAUCACAUAUACGACAAAGAAUUCAGAGAAAAACAACAAGGUAAAGUUACAAUAAUCUUGGAUUCGUUGUUUUACGAACCUGGAAGUGACAGUGAAGAAGAUAAAGCAGCUGUAGAGAGGGGUCUUCAAUUCGAUAUAGGUAUAUAUGCAAACCCAAUCUACAAUGGUGAUUGGCCCCAACUGGUGAAAGAUCGUAUAGCCUAUAGAAGCAAACUGGAAGGUUUGGAAAAAUCUCGUUUACCCGAACUAACAAAAGAAGAAAUUGAUUACAUUAGAGGAACUUACGAUUUCUUUGCAUUAAACCAUUAUUCCACGAACAUGGUCAAUUCUACCGAGGAGCCUCCGCCAGGUAAUCCAUCGUAUGAAGCGGAUCAAAACAUUGUCACCUGGCACAAACCUGAAUGGGAAAUGGGUAGCGCAGAUUGGUUUUGGGUCGUUCCAGAAGGAUUAAGACAUUUUCUGAACUGGAUUAGAAAAAACUAUGGGGAUGUUGAAAUUUUUAUAACAGAAAAUGGUUUUUCUGAUACUACUGGGAUUUUGGAAGACUACCGUCGAAUUAACUAUUAUGAGCAAUAUUUAAGUAGCUGCUUAAAUGCCAUUUAUGAAGAUAAUAUUAAGUUAAUAGGCUACACAGCUUGGAGUAUUAUCGAUGAUUGGGAAUGGAUGUCUGGUUAUACGUCAUUUUUAGGAAUGUACAGAGUAAACUUUACCGAUCCUGAAAGGACUAGAACUAAACGGCUAUCGGCUGAAUACUUUACUAAAAUAGUUUCCAAUAGGUGCCUUGUUGAUGAAGAAAAAUGUAUAGGUUGAAAUAUGAAGUAAUACAAAACAGUUUAUCACACUCUGAAUUUUAAUUAUUUUGAUAUAAACUUUGUUUUGAUUUACAUACUUGAUUUUUUGAGAAGACCUUUUCUU